Molecule: messenger RNA, 222 nt
Organism: Sphenostylis stenocarpa
Lineage: Eukaryota; Viridiplantae; Streptophyta; Magnoliopsida; Fabales; Fabaceae
Source: the annotation of a GenBank genome assembly
AUGAUACGGGUAAAGCUUGUGAAAAAGAAAAGGCUCUUGUUGAAGAAAGAGACAUUAAAAGUUAUGAUUCUAGAGAAAAUUAAACAUAUUAGCUGGAUGAUAGAGAGCAUCCUUGAGAGUUCUCUCUCCUUCGAUGUCCAAAAGGAACAGUGGGAAUCUUGGAGGUGUUUGAAAGGUGUGUAUAGAAAAGAAUUGAUGCGCGGUGGGAGUGAAAGAAGGUGA